CAAAUGUGAUACUUGUGCUAGCUACUGGUGGUUGUAAGAUGAUUUUAGAUGAAUGCAUACCUUCCAGGGAAACGGAGACCUAGGCCGCCCAGAUGGCCACGCCCCUGGGCUGUGCCGGCCCCUAGGCACCGCCUUCCGCUGGGAGGAGUCUUGAAGCUGGCUCCGCCCCGCUCCCGCCGCCGCGCAGCUCCCGGGAAGGGGCGGAGCUCCCUCAGCAGAGCGCCGUCGCCACGGCAACGCGGCCAUACUGGGCCAACCGACCGCGGGGCCUGGGGCUGCGUCCCAGCCUGGCCUCGCGGCAGAGCUGGCGGCAUGGACAGCCUCUACGUGGAGGAGGUGGCCGCCUCCCUGGUCAGGGAGUUCCUCAGCAGAAAGGGCUUAAAGAAGACAUGUGUGACCAUGGACCAGGAACGCCCACGCUCUGAUCUCAGCAUAAACAGCAGAAAUGAUCUUCGCAAGGUUUUGCAUCUUGAAUUUCUAUACAGGGAGAACAAGGCAAAGGAAAAUCCUCUAAAAACAAACCUUGAACUCAUUACCAGAUAUUUUCUGGAUCACUUUGGAAAUACAGCUAAUAAAUUUACUUCAGAAACCCCAAUCCCUGCACUCUCAGUUCCAAAACAAAGUGACAAAUUACCAUUGAGAUGUUCAGAGACCACGCUGGUAAAUAUAUAUGACCUUUCAGAUGAAGAUGCAGGAUGGAGAACAUCAUUAUCAGAAACAAGCAAAGCCAGACAUGACAGUCUUGAUGGGGAUGUACUUGGUAAUUUUGUAUCAUCCAAAAAACCCUCACACAAAAGUAAGCCCACGCAGACAGCCCCAGGUGGAAGCCCCACCAUGGCUUCUGCAUGGGAGAAGAUGGAAAGGCCUCACUUGUCGGAGCCUUCCUUGAAUGUAAAGAGGAUCGGAGAGAAGACCAGGCCGAAGUCUGGCCUGAUUGUGCGAGGCAUGAUGGCCGGGCCCACUGCCAGCUCCCCACAGGAUUCUUUCCGCAAACGCUCUCUGAGGAGGUCUCCAGCCUUGAGCAGCACCAUACAGCCCCAGGAGGAGGAGAGCCGGAAGGUGCCUGAGCUUGCCACCUGCCCCUCAGCCUGUCCAGCCCCCCAGGACAUCCCAGCUUUGAGCAACAGCUCCAACUCCAGGAGCCUCCUGGGUCAGCUAAGUGAACUGAUCAUAGAAAAGCAGAAAACCCCUCCCAGCAGCCCUCCCCACCUGCCCAGCAAAGGGCUGCCCCAGGGGGAGAAGGCCAGGUGGAAAGAUCUUUCAGAGGACAGCCCAGCAGUGGACAGCAGCACAGACACAGACAGGACGCCCUUGAAAUUGUGCUUGCCUGGUGGGAGUUCCAGGAUGACCCAGGAGAGGCUGGAGAGAGCAUUCAAACGGCAGGGCAGCCAGCCCCCGCCUGUCAGGAAAAAUCAGUUGCUGGCAUCUCACAAGGCAGAUGGUGAGCUGGGUGCCCUACAGCUUGAGGAUGUGGAGGACGAGAUGAUAAAGGAAGAAGUCAUCCUGUGCCCAGUCCCAUCUAUACUCAAGCUGCAGAUAGAGUCAAAGCCAAUUGACCUCUUAGUAGCAAAGGAAAUAAAGACCCUUCUGUUUGGUUCCAACUUUUGCUGUUUCAACGAAGAAUGGAAACUUCAGAGUUUUUCCUUUAAUAACACAGCCUCGUUAAAGUACGGCAUUGUGCAGAAGAAGGGUGGUCCCUGUGGGGUCCUGGCAGCUGUCCAAGGCUGUGUCCUACAAAAGCUCCUGUUCGAAGGAGAUAGCAGAGCCAACUGUGCUCGGGGGCUGCAGCCUUCAGAUGCCCACAGGACCCGUUGCCUCACCCUGGCCAUCGCAGACAUUGUGUGGAGGGCUGGGGGCCGAAAGAGAGCUGUGGUCACACUGGCUUCGGGAAUACAGCAGUUCAGUCCAACAGGGAAAUACAAAGCAGAUGGAGUCUUAGAAACACUCACACUCCACAGUUUGACCUGUUAUGAGGAGCUGGUGACUUUUCUUCAACACAGCAUUCAUCAGUUCGAAGUGGGCCCCUACGGAUGCAUCCUGCUCACUCUGUCUGCCAUCCUGUCCAGGUCCGUGGAGCUAAGAUGCUUGUAUAUGCUGCGGAGAACGUUUCCAUCAAUUCUUCUGCCUGAGCUAGCGCCAGCUGAGCGCUGUGCUGUGCCCGUCCACCAGGACUUUGAUGUUCCCACCAACUACCUGAUUGGAGCACACGGGUACUGCACACAGGAACUUGUCAAUCUGCUCCUGACUGGGAGAGCCGUUUCCAAUGUUUUCAACGAUGUGGUUGAGCUGGAUUCUGGGGACGGGAACAUCACACUUCUCAGGGGCAUUGCUGCACGCAGCGAUAUUGGCUUCUUAUCUCUCUUUGAGCACUACAACGUGUGCCAGGUUGGAUGCUUCCUGAAGACCCCAAGGUUUCCCAUCUGGGUGGUGUGCAGCGAGAGCCACUUCAGCGUCCUCUUCAGCCUGCAGCAGGAGCUCCUGUGUGACUGGAGGACCGAGAGGCUCUUCGACCUGUACUAUUAUGACGGCCUGGCCAACCAGCAGGAGCAGAUCCGUCUGACCGUCGACACCACCCAGACCACGCCUGAGGACAGAGACAAUGACCUGGUCCCACCCCUCGAGCACUGCAUCAGAACCAAGUGGAAGGGGGCGUUGGUGAACUGGAACGGCUCAGACCCCAUCCUGUGAUCCUUAGAUGUGGGUGAGCCCUAUGGCUCCACUGCUCAUCGCUGGGGGUGACAGCUGGACCCCAGGCCUCAGGGGCAAGUCUCUGAGAAGAGCGUCGCCCCUCUGGGCCAGCAGUGCUGCAGAAGCAUGCAGAGCCUCCCUGCCCCUUCCAUGAAGGGCCCACCCGGGACCACGAUGAGGGGCCCAGUGUGCUGCCGUGUCCCCUCCCAAAGACUGAGCCAGGACUGCCGAGGACUAGAAGGAGGCCACCGGGGUCUCUGCUGCCUUUUAUCUGCAUCCCUCCCUUGCUCCCCUCUGGGUCUUCCCUUCAACAAGGCCUAUGAUGUGGUUGCCCCGGGGACCUUGGGUACUCACUGGUUCUGGUAGUUGGACUUUCUAUAAAACAAGAGUCAAACCCA
This is a messenger RNA of Microcebus murinus (gray mouse lemur), 3086 nucleotides long. Lineage: Eukaryota; Metazoa; Chordata; Mammalia; Primates; Cheirogaleidae. The record is from RefSeq and is a predicted model, not a curated record.